AUGACCGAAGAAGCUCAGAGCGAAGUUCCCAGGGAUGUAAGGCUGCUUCAUCUGCUGCUGGCUUCUCAGGCGAUACAGCAAUACGAGGACCAGGUGCCGCUGCAACUGAUGGACUUUGCACAUCGUUACACUCGCGGUGUACUCAAGGAUGCAAUGGUUUACGGAGACUACGCUUCAAACGACACCAACACUGAGCUGUCUGUGGAAGACGUGAGACUUGCCAUUGCAGCCAGAACUCACUAUCAAUUCAAGCCCACAGCUCCAAAAGAGCUGCUUUUGCAGCUGGCAGCAGAGCGCAAUAAGAAACCGCUACCGCAAGUGGUUAACAUGUGGGGUACACGAUUGCCACCGGAAAAGUACUGUUUGACAAGUAAAGAAUGGCGUUUGGAUGAAGAGGUUGAUGAAAAUGGAAACAAAGUAGGCUCCUAA
Messenger RNA from Lachancea sp. 'fantastica', 429 nucleotides. The record is from the annotation of a GenBank genome assembly. NCBI's taxonomy places the organism in Eukaryota, Fungi, Ascomycota, Saccharomycetes, Saccharomycetales, Saccharomycetaceae.